Messenger RNA from Triticum turgidum subsp. durum (durum wheat), 1020 nucleotides. The record is from the annotation of a GenBank genome assembly. Lineage: Eukaryota; Viridiplantae; Streptophyta; Magnoliopsida; Poales; Poaceae.
AUGGUGGAGUCGCGGUCAAUUCUGCUGCUGCUGGCAACGCUCGCAGCGACGGUGACGUACCAGGCAGGGUUGAGCCUGCCGGGCGGCGUCUGGCCGCAUAACAACGACCAAGACAUCCAGAUCACAUCCCCGGCCGGGAACCCGAUCCUCCUCGACAUUCACCCCAAGAGGUACAAGGCGUUCUAUUACUGCAACACGGCGGCGUUUGUGGCGUCGCUGGUCGUCAUCGUCAUCGUCCAGAGCAACGAGCUGAGCUCGGGCACCACCAUCAGGCAGGUCACGCUCAAGACGGCCAUCAUACUGGGUCUGUACGGCCUCAUGGGUGCCCAAGUCGCCGGGAGCUCCCCGGAUGCCCCCACCACCAUCUACAUCUUUGCCCUGGCCGUCACCGUCUUGGUCUACUCCAUCACCAAUGUCUUGUCGAGUAGGCUCAUAGCAAGGGUGAAGCUCAUGUUCAACAGGCAUGCAGAGUUGUUGCAUCUCUCUAAUGGCCGCCGACCUGAUGGGUCCGUGGCCGAGGACGGUAAGACUGGUGACCAACUCGAAAGUAAGCGCCAGUUCUUGCUGCAAAUCGCCAUCCUCGGUGCCACCAUUACGUACCAAACCGGACUGAACCCGCCAGGCGGGUUUUGGCCGGAGAGCAAGGCCGAGGGGUCGCUUAUCACUGGCGACCCUGUCCUCCUUGACCACUACCAGAGAAUCAGGUACCAGAUGUUCUUCUACUGCAACGCGACAGGAUUCAUGGCAUCGAUCGCCACCAUCUUCCUGCUGGUGAACCAGAAGCUAAACAAGCAGGGCUUCCGAAGCAACGCGCUCCAAUUCUCCGUCUGGGUCGGGCUUCUGGGCCCAGUGGGCGCUUACGCCGCCGGCAGUUGCCGGCAACUGCACACCUCCAUCUUUGUCUUUGCGCUUGUGGCCGCGGUGGUCGUCUUCCUCUUCAUGCAAAUCCUACUUAUUGUGUUGGAUGUAAUUUUUAUUAUUUCUAGUUUUCGUUGUACUACCAUGAUUAAAGGUGAAUAG